AUGACCUCGAUGGCGAAGCUCGUCACAACGCAUCGACACAACCAAGCUAAUAUGAUAUUUAAAAACCAAACACUUGAUUAAUUUGGCUGCAUGGAGGCUCAACGCAGGAACCAAAGACGUCCGGAUCCAGACAGCGCAGCUUCCAACACGGUCAGAAAGAUGAACAAUAACUGAAGUCUGGAGCUGCGGAGCGAGACGCCGGUUCUGCUCCGGCUGUUGGACCGCCGCUACUGGAGGUGACAUUUCAGACGGAGCCGCUGAACCUCCAGACUGAACUGUCACAGCGAGCAGCAGCUGAGCUGCAGCAGGAACCUGAACCUGGUUUUAUGUGGUCAAAUAUGUCUGUUACGUCUAAAUUAGGUCCAUUUAUUGCAGAUAAUUUGUCUGUUUUGUCAGAUAACAGAAUCAUUUCUACCUAAAGCGAAAAAUUAACAGGCGAUCGGCAGAGAUCAGAGCAUCUUUAACAAUAACCUUAAUCAGAACCUCCUGACCCGUACCAGAACCUCCUGACCAGAACCUCCUGACCCGUCUGUUUGCUGCCAGAAUGCGUGGUGAUGCCAUCGGAGGAGCAGAGCUGCGUCAGCGUGAAGCUGCAGAGCAGAGACAGAUCUUCCUCCCAGCUCUUCUUCGUCCACAGAGAGGCGCCGCUGAGCUCCGUGUUCUCCCAGUACCUGUCGCGGCUCCCCGCCGGCGCCCGCAGGUCGGUCCAGUUCCACUUCGACGGCUCCAAGGUGGCGGGCAGCCAGACGGCGGCGCAGCUGGAGCUGGAGGACGGAGACAUCAUCGAAGUUUGGACCUGAAGCUUCGCCGCUGGCUCGGUUCUGUGGGGCUCGGAAACCAUCAAACCCUCUGGAGUCCAGUUGGUUGGUCAACAGGUUCCGACUCCACAGCUGCU
Xiphophorus maculatus (southern platyfish) is the source of this 895-nucleotide messenger RNA. RefSeq names its product small ubiquitin-related modifier 2-A-like. NCBI's taxonomy places the organism in Eukaryota, Metazoa, Chordata, Actinopteri, Cyprinodontiformes, Poeciliidae. The transcript is spliced from 2 exons. The record is from RefSeq and is a predicted model, not a curated record. Gene Ontology annotation, biological process: cytokine production; positive regulation of transcription by RNA polymerase II. Bases 555 to 800 code for a protein of 81 amino acids.